This is a messenger RNA of Lizanozyma spartinae, 363 nucleotides long. RefSeq names its product 40S ribosomal protein eS26 (gene RPS26A). Gene Ontology annotation, molecular function: mRNA binding; structural constituent of ribosome. The record is from RefSeq and is a predicted model, not a curated record. Gene Ontology annotation, cellular component: cytosolic small ribosomal subunit; ribosome. The transcript has a single exon. Bases 1 to 363 code for a protein of 120 amino acids. Gene Ontology annotation, biological process: translation. Lineage: Eukaryota; Fungi; Ascomycota; Pichiomycetes; Serinales; Debaryomycetaceae.
AUGCCAAAGAAGAGAGCUUCCAACGGUAGAAACAAGAAGGGUAGAGGUCAUGUCAAGCCAGUCAGAUGUUUGAACUGUGCUAGAUGUGUUCCUAAGGAUAAGGCCAUCAAGAGAGUCACCAUCAGAAACAUGGUUGAAGCUGCUGCUGUCAGAGAUUUGUCUGAAGCCUCUGUCUACCCUGAAUACGCUUUGCCAAAGUUGUACAACAAGUUGCACUACUGUGUCUCCUGUGCUAUCCACGGUAGAAUUGUCAGAGUCAGAUCUAGAGAAAACAGAAGAAUCAGAACUCCCCCUCAACGUAAGAGAUUCUCUUCUGACAGAAAGGUUUCUCCAGCUGAUGCUGCUAAGAAGGCCACUGCCUAA